This is a messenger RNA of Equus caballus (horse), 3174 nucleotides long. It is a transcript of the gene ABRAXAS1, whose product is annotated as abraxas 1, BRCA1 A complex subunit. The record is from RefSeq and is a predicted model, not a curated record. Gene Ontology annotation, biological process: mitotic spindle assembly; protein K63-linked deubiquitination; attachment of spindle microtubules to kinetochore. NCBI's taxonomy places the organism in Eukaryota, Metazoa, Chordata, Mammalia, Perissodactyla, Equidae. Gene Ontology annotation, cellular component: nucleus. Gene Ontology annotation, molecular function: polyubiquitin modification-dependent protein binding; microtubule binding.
CGCCUCAGGAUCCAGCCGGCGCGCCCGCCCCGCUCUGCCCCGCCCCCCGGAGCGCGCUGUGGCGGCAGCAUGGAGGGUGAGAGCACGUCGGCGGUGCUCUCGGGCUUUGUGCUCGGCGCGCUGGCCUUCCAGCACCUCAACACCGACUCGGACACGGAAGGUCUUCUCCUUGGAGAGGUGAAAGGUGAAGCCAAGAAUAGCAUUACUGAUUCCCAGAUGGAUGAUGUUGAAGUUAUUUAUACAAUUGACAUUCAAAAAUAUAUUCCAUGCUAUCAGCUUUUUAGCUUUUAUAAUUCUUCCGGAGAAGUAAAUGAGCAAGCACUGAAGAAAAUAUUAUCAGGUGUCAAAAAGGAGGUUGUGGUUGGUUGGUACAAAUUCCGACGUCAUUCUGACCAAAUCAUGACGUUUAGAGAGAGACUGCUUCACAGAAACUUACAGCAGCAUCUUUCAAGCCAGGAACUUGUUUUUCUGCUGUUAACACCAAGUAUAAUAACAGAAAGCUGUUCUACUCAUCGGCUGGAGCAUGCCUUAUAUAAACCUCAGAAAGGACUUUUUCAUAGGAUACCUUUAGUGGUGGCCAAUCUGGGCAUGUCUGAACAACUGGGUUAUAAAACUGUAUCGGGUUCCUGUACGUCUGCUGGCUUUAGCCGAGCAGUAAAAACACACAGCUCUGAAUUUUUUAAAGAAGAUGGAUCUUUAAAGGAGGUACAUAAGAUAAAUGAAAUGUAUGCUUCUUUACAAGAGGAAUUAAAGAGUAUAUGCAAAAAAGUGGAACACAGUGAGCGAGCAGUAGAAAAACUACUAAAGGAUGUAAACAGAUUAAAACAAGAAAUUAAAAAAAGAAAACAAGCACAGAUUCAAGCAACACAAGAGAAGAAUGUCCAAAAAGACCCUCAGGAGAACAUUUUUCUUUGUGAAGCUUUACGGACUUUUUUUCCAGAUCGUGAAUUUCUUCAUUCAUGUGUGAUCUCCUUGAAAAAUAGGCAUAUUUCUAAAAGUAGCUGUACUACCAACCACCAUCUCAAUGUGGUAGACAACCUGACCUUAAUGGUAGAAUACAGUGACAUUCCUGAAGCUAGUCCAGCUGGUAGUACACUGCUAAUGAUUAAGCGUAAAGCUUUAGAUACAGAUGAUGGAGGAUGGCAAUUCAAGAAGUCACGGCUGAUACAAAACAAACCAUCUAAAACAGAUACUGAUAGUAGUAACCAAGAAAAAGCAUCCACAACGACCAGCCCAGAAACUGAUGAAGAGAUUGAGAAAAUGAAGAGUUCUGGCGAAUAUCCACAGUCUCCUACAUUCUGAUCCUUUUAGGCCAAAGGAGAUUUUUGGUUGGCUGAAGGGUAAAGCAAAACAUUUCUGUUAUUUUUACUAUGUUCAACUAUUUGCAGGAAUACAUAGAUAAGUUCUAGUGCAUUUAUUUUAUAAAGUACUUUAAAAAAUAUCAGAUACUUUUAUUUUAAAACCAAAAUCUUUUUGCCCCUUUUACUAAACUGUUGAGGGAAAAGUUUAAAUAGAUACUCUUUUAAACUUGUAUUCUUUAGAAUUGGAAAAGAGAGAUUAGCUAGCCUUACUUUCACAAUAUAAAGAAGUCUAAAGUUAAUAUGCAAAUUUACUUCCUUUUUAUCUAAGUCGUUAAAAUUCUUACUCCUUAAGUUAUGAUAAAUAGUACAUUAUGGCUAGAGUUGCCAGAUAAAAUGCUGGACACCAUGCAAUAUUAGGGACAUACUUAACAUUAAAAAAUUAUUUGUUUAUCUGAAAUUCAAAUUUAAUUGCAUGUCCUAUACUUUUAUUUGCUAAAUCUCCUAAUUAUGGCACAACUAUAACACAAUACAAAUAGUAACCUUUCCCUAGUUUAGAGUCCUUUACACAAAAUCGAGUGAAUUCAGAAUUUGACUACAGAACAAGCCUGGUAAUGCAGUGUGUUUGAGAUCAGCAAUUGGUCAGUUAGCUGAAAAGGCCAGUUUAAGUGGGACUCAGAAAUGAUACAUACAUAUAUACACACAUAGGAUGUUUAUCACAGAGAUUUCAUUUUAACAUAAAGCACAAGUAUACAUUCACCUGUCAACUUGUUGUAGGGUCAGGAAUGUUUCUGCAAGUGUUAAGUCCAGUGACUGGAGUUCCUAUGUAAAUGACACCCAUUACUUACCCUUUACAAUUCCCAGUUUUAGUUUCUUUAAAGUGAAAGAUUUAAAGAAACUUGCAAAGCAACCUAAGUACAAAAUGCUGAUAGGUUUUUUCAUUUCACAGCACCCUCCCACUCCCAACCUUACUCAAUUGUCCUAACCUAAUGAGGUGAUAGACCUUAUUUGACAACUAUUUUUUUUUAAAUGUAGUUAUCAGCUCUUUCCAGGGCAUUUACUUAGUUUUCAUUGCAACAGUAACUUUCUUUUUAAUGCUCAUACUUCAUCAAUGCAAAAACAAAUACAAGCGACAGAUCUGAGAACAAAAUAGCUGACUCUUGGUAACGCACAACUCAACAGGUUUGGAGAGUCACGGGCUUCAGUAAUUUUUAAGGAAGAUUGUAAAUCCCUAGUUUUAUCUAGUGAGUUGGUUAAGUGGAGGUUGGCAAAGAGAAUUUUUACUGUGUUUUUUCUAUUUGUCUUUUCCACAAUUGUGAGAAUUUUCCAUGAAACAUACACAUCACAUGAAGCCUUCAUGUUUCACUCACUGGAUGAAAUACUGAACACACUUUGCCCAUUGCUCUUCCAUCUGUUACUUCCUAGGUGAUAGAGCAAAUUCACAGCUAGUAUCAAAAACUAUCAUUUACCUGUGUUUUAAAAUGCACUGGUUACCAUGGGGUGCUUAUGAGGCCCACAUAAUACCUGGGAUGAUUUGUGCAGAUAAUGAGUUUCUGCUGGGAUUGUUUUACUGGUUACAUAAGCAUUGUGGUGUUGUGCAGGGCAGAAGGAGGGGAAACAAACUGUCAAUCUGAACCCUAAUUUAAAAAUAACCAUAGCCAUCACCAGAGCAUAUGGAACUUAUCACACAGAACAUAGAUAAUGACUAAAUGUAAACAACAAAGGAACAAAACUGGAUAUAAAGGCUAGACUAGGAACAAAGAAACAACAGCAGGCAGCAUAUGCAAAUGUCUUCUGAAAACAAUAGCUUGAAAUUUUUCAAAGACUGCUUACACACUUAUUCAAACUGAAGUCUUAAAUGGGCCUUCAUACAAAG